AUGGCUACAGCAAAUGUCAAAGGAUUUGUGAACAACAUAGAAAGUAUGUGUGAAUGUAACAUUUGCUAUGUUGCAUACGACGAAAUAAAGCAUAUCCCAAGACUUUUACCAUGUCAUCAUACUUUUUGUUCAGAAUGCCUUUCGAAGCACUGCAAGGGACAAAAACUAAAAUGCCCCUAUUGUAUGAAGGAACAUAAUGUCAGAAACAGGGAUAUAAAUAUAUUUCCAAAAGACAACACAAGACGUGAUUUAAAAGAACUUUUAGAGAAAUUUUCUCAGUCUUUAUGUGGGGUUUGCCGGCGACAUGACAACGUGAAGUAUUUUUGUGGGACUUGUAGGAUUCGUAUGUGUAGAGGAUGCUACAAAGAAAGGAAACAAAAUGUUUGCAUAAUGCAUGAUAUUGAUAUCCCUGAAGAUUCGUCUAUGACCCCAGAUACAUCUCUAGAGUCACCUGAAAUUCAUUCCAAAGAUGUUUGUUUAUUGCCUGGUCAUGAAAAUAAUCAGCUCAAGUAUUUUUGUUCAGAAAUAGCUUGCUCAAAACCAGCCUGUUCCAACUGCGUUGUAGAAUUGCAUAACGGACAUGAUUACAAGCCUAUAAAAAACGAAUAUGAAAAUCGCAUGCAAAGUAUGAAGAAUAGUUGUAUGGCAACGCAUGCUAAAAUAGUGAAAGCAAAUGAAUUAUUGAAAAUUGUUGAGAACCAGCACUUUUCAAUGACAGAGAACUUCAGAAAAGGUAGAGAUAAGUUGUCUCUAGAGGCCAAUAAGGGCAUUAGAUAUAUAAAUGAUUUUGAAGAAAAUGCUUCGAAGAACACAAAUGAAAUCAUUCAAGAAAACCUCACCGUACUAGACAGAAAAAAAGAGCAGUUAAAGUUCUUUAUCGAAAACGCCACAGAAUGUUGUGCUAUUUCAGAGGAAGCAUUAACGGGGAACAAUUUUAUUACAUUUUUGUCCGUUGAGAAAACUCUGAGAGAGAAAUUGAUCUUAUUUGAGAAAUCUGAAGUCGAUAAACCUUUAGAUCCCAUGACCGAAGGAGAUUUUGAGCUAGAAAAUCCAAUUAUGGAAUUAAGGAAAAGAAUAGAAAGAAUGACCAGAAAUGGCGACGAGAAUACAGGUGGAGAUAAUUCAUUUCAGGGUAGGUUAUCAUGA
This is a messenger RNA of Saccostrea cuccullata (small rock oyster), 1146 nucleotides long. Its product is annotated as E3 ubiquitin-protein ligase TRIM45-like. The transcript has a single exon. The record is from RefSeq and is a predicted model, not a curated record. Gene Ontology annotation, molecular function: zinc ion binding. Bases 1 to 1146 code for a protein of 381 amino acids. NCBI's taxonomy places the organism in Eukaryota, Metazoa, Mollusca, Bivalvia, Ostreida, Ostreidae.